Molecule: messenger RNA, 2493 nt
Organism: Trichoplax adhaerens
Lineage: Eukaryota; Metazoa; Placozoa; Uniplacotomia; Trichoplacea; Trichoplacidae
Exons: 1
Biological process (GO): G protein-coupled glutamate receptor signaling pathway; regulation of synaptic transmission, glutamatergic
Cellular component (GO): membrane
Molecular function (GO): adenylate cyclase inhibiting G protein-coupled glutamate receptor activity
Source: RefSeq, a predicted model, not a curated record
GUCAAACCUGGACAAUUUCUAAUAGCUGGAUUGUUCGAUGUUCACGAUAAUUACCAUCCUAUUACCAGGAAACUUCAAUCUAUAAAUCCAAGAAGCCUACAGAGAGUACAAUCUAUGAUUUAUGCUAUCGAUGCCAUUAAUAAUAAUUCCAAUUUAUUGCCCAACAUAACCCUAGGGCUAUAUCUAUUCGAUAGCGGGGGUAGUUCACAACUAGCUUUGACCCAUGCUAUAGAUAUGAUACGUAAUGAUUUACAAAAGCCAAAAGCGAACGAAAAAAUGUGCAACUGUAUCAACACUGCUGCAGACUGCAACGCGAUAACAAAUCUAACCGAUAUUCAUAUGAUUCAACAGACUUUCAAUAAAAAGAUCAUAGGUGUUAUUGGUCCUAGAAGUAGCAAAGAGUCUAUAAUUACUGCAACAUUGUUUACUACUUACAAGAUGCCUCAAAUCAGCUACGCUUCUACUAGUCGUACGUUAAGUGAUAAGUCAAGAUUUGGAUCAUUUUUUCGCACCGUACCAUCCGAUACGUAUCAAGCUCAAGCUAUCGUGGAUAUUGUUAAAUAUUUCGGAUGGGACUAUAUUGCAGUCGUAUCAACAAAUGAUCAAUAUGGUAAUCAACUUCGAGCCAAAAUUGUAACUUUAGCAUCUGAAUAUCAAAUAUGUAUUGCAAUCAAUGCACAGUUUCCUUCACAGUUUCAUGAUCAAAUUAUUUCAGAUAUUGUUAACAGAUUGGUUAAUAAUGUUAAAGUUAAAACAAUUAUCUUAAUUUGUUCAGAAGCUGAAGCUAAAGUACUUCUGAAAGAAGCACAAUAUCAAAAUUUAACUGGUAGGAUGUGGCUAGGUUCCGAUGCGUGGGGUAAUUCUCCUGUAAUUGCGCGAACGUAUUCCGAUGUUGUAAUAGGCAUGAUUGGCGUUACAUUACUGCAAUCUAAACAGAAACUAAACAAAUAUCAUGAAUAUUUAAAAACAUUAAAUCUAUGUAAUAAUAAUAUCAACCCAUGGUUUAAUGAAUAUUGGUAUCAAUUUAUGUCAGAUAAUGUUACUGAUUAUUUAAAAUGUGGUCAAAUGAAAAACUUAUCUAAUAAUUACAGUAUUGAAUUUUACUCGAAGUCAAGCCUGGCAGCAUAUGUGAUGGACGGCGUAUAUGCAUUUGCAUAUGCAUUACAUAAAGUCUUGAAAUGUAAUAAUAUUUUCUGUCAUAGUAGGAUUAUCAGACAAGAAGAUUCUUUAUUAUGGCGCGAUGUUACACAAAAUCUUAAAAGAGUUCACUUCAACGGAUACACUACAACCCAAUUUAAAUUUGAUCACAUGGGUAACAGCAGACCUAAAUACGAUAUUUUUCAAUUACAGUUGACAAAAGAUAGUGACAGUAAUAAAGCAGAAAGUAGCAAACACUUAUAUUUUAAAAAAAUAGGAACAUGGGAAAUAAACGAAACUACUAAUUCUUCUUGGUUUAUGAUUUCGGAGAAUAAUUUAUCUCGAGAUCAUGUAGUAUCAUCUCGCUGUAGUAAUGAUUGUCAGCCUGGCACUCGACAAUAUAUCACAACAAGUAAGUGCUGCUGGCAAUGUUUACCUUGCCUUAAACAUCAAAUCUCCAGCAAAAUAAACGCAGAUACUUGCACAAGUUGCAAACGUGGUUCUAAGCCUAAUAAUAAUCAGACGGAUUGUGUUGAAAUCUCACCAACUGAGAGCAAAUUAAUCGAUCCGAUACCACUUGUUGUUCUUAUUACUACUGCAGUGAGCUUUUUACUAACCAUCACUACAUGGCUUAUUAUAUUCAAAAAUCGAUCAACACCAAUCGUAAAGGCUUCUAAUAUCGCUCUAACUUAUACAUUACUCUUUUUCAUCGGCCUGUGCCAUGUCAGCCCGGUUAUGUUUAUUCUACCUAAAGCCUUAGUAGGUUGUCAUUAUAUUUUUCCAGUUAUUCUACUACCACCAGCAAAUCUUAACAUCGUUAUAAUAAAUAAAAUUCGUAUCAUUGUUAAACUAUUCAAGGAUAAAUCAUUUAGUCGACAAGUAAAUUUUUGGAAUAGAGAUAUCGGACAAUUUAUUCUUAUUAUUGGUGAAAUAAUUAUUAUUAAUUCACUAAUCCUGGUGAUCACAGCCUUAGAUCCUGUCAUAAUCGAAAGAUAUGUUACUGAAGAUAAUUUAGUUUAUUUUCGCUGUAAAACUCGAUAUGAACUUGGUGCGUAUCUUUCCAUGGCGAUUUUAUUAAUUAUCACUACAAUAUCUGCAUAUCUCACUUAUAGAGCUCGCCAUAUCCCAGCACGUUUUCAUGAGGCCAAAUAUGUCUCCCUAGCAUCUUUACUCAUCUGCUUUUUUACUUGCAUAUAUAUACCUACUAUUAUAUUUGCUCAUGGUCCAGUACAAAGCACUAUCGGAGCUUUUGGAAUGAUAGGGUUAAUUAUUGGUAUCCUUCUUUGCUUAUUUACUAAUAAGAUUUAUGUUAUACUAUUUGUUCCUCAAGUGAACAAUAGGCAGAGAACUAUAAUG